AUGUCUAAUCGAGGAGAACAUUCAGCCAUCCGCAGUCGUUUAGGUGCACGUGGAGGUGGUCGUGAAGGUGGUCGUGGAGGUGGCCAUGGAGCUGACCAUGGAGCUGGCCGUGGAGGUACUACACGGGUGACCCAACCCUCACUGGAUACCUACUUUGAUGAUGACGAAACUCAAGGUGAAUACUCUGAAGAGGUGGUACCUGAUUCACAAGUAAAUGAAGAAGCUGAGGAUUCUGGAGUGGUUUGGAUGGCACCGGGUGAACUUUGGUUUGAUCACAGUUCCAUUUCGCGGGAUAUUACUAACGUCAUCCAGAAAUAUUUCAAGAGUCCUUGGACGUGUUAUACCAAAGUUGACAAGGAUACAAAAGAUCAUUGGUUCACUCUGUUCAAGAGGACCUAUAAAUGGUUGCCUGAGUUUGAUCACCUUGCUGUGCGUGAUUACCAUGCAAAUGCAUAUAAACGGGUUAAGUACAUCCACUACCGCUACCAAGGCAGUCACUAA
This is a messenger RNA of Spinacia oleracea (spinach), 501 nucleotides long. RefSeq lists its product as uncharacterized. Bases 1 to 501 code for a protein of 166 amino acids. NCBI's taxonomy places the organism in Eukaryota, Viridiplantae, Streptophyta, Magnoliopsida, Caryophyllales, Amaranthaceae. The transcript is spliced from 3 exons. The record is from RefSeq and is a predicted model, not a curated record.